AUGAGUCGAUACUUAGUGCACGUGACUAUGAUGGUCAUGGUUCACAUACUUUGUCAACAGCGGGUGGGUAGCUUUGUUCCUGGAGCUAGUGUUUUUGGCAUUGGAAAUGGAACAGCAAGUGGUGGCUCACCAAAAGCUCGAGUUGCAGCCUAUAAGGCGUCCAUAAGUGACGGGGUUGAUGUGCUUUCUCUGUCUUUGGGUUCACCGAAUCACCAAGAUUACUUCAAAGACGUUGUUGCCAUCGGGUCCUUCCAUGCAGUUGCCAAUGGCAUAGUAGUAAUGGCUUCUGCAGGAAAUGCAGGACCUUCUCCUGGAACUGUAUCCAACGUUGGACCAUGGAUACUUACAGUUGCUGCAAGCACUACUGAUAGAGACUUCGCUAGUUAUGUUACACUUGGUGACAAGAAAAUCAUUAAGGGAGCUAGCCUUUCAGAGCAAAACUUACCAUCUAAUAAGAUGUACCCAUUGAUUAGUUCUGUUGAUGCCAAAAAUAUCAAUGCAUCGAUUAAGGACGCACUUGGUUGCCAGUAUGGAACUCUUGAUCCUGAGAAGGCUGAGGGGAAAAUAUUGGUCUGUCUUGGUGAGGAUUCAAAUAUGGGUGUGGAAGCUUUUAGGGUAGGCGCUGUUGGAAUGAUUUUGCCUAAUGAUAAGGGACGAAGGGAUGAAAUGAGACCCCGGCCCUACUUGCUUCCUGCUGCCAAUGUCGGCUUUGAGAAUGGCAAUUACAUUUAUAAUUACAUCACCACUACCCAGUCUCCUAUGGCUUAUAUUUCCAGAGUGAAAACAGAAUUGGGUGUGAAGCCAGCUCCAUAUGUUGCUUCAUUUUCAUCAAGGGGUCCCAAUGCUGUUGACCCAGCAAUCCUCAAGCCUGAUGUCACUGCACCAGGAGUUAACAUCAUAGCUGCUUAUAGUGAAGCCAUAUCUCCCACAGGUUUAGAAUCUGACAAACGAAUAACUCCUUACAUGGCAUUCUCUGGCACUUCAAUGGCAUGUCCUCAUGUUUCUGGCCUUGCUGAGCUGCUCAAAGCCCUUCAUCCUGAUUGGAGCCCAGCUGCUAUUAAGUCGGCAAUCAUUACCUCAUCAACUACAACAGAUAACUAUGGAAGGCCUAUUCAGGAUUCAGUUUCGAACGAGGCAACUCCAUUUGACUAUGGUGCAGGGCAUAUUAAACCUGACAGUGCUGCGGACCCUGGACUUGUAUAUGAUCUGAAUAUUACUGAUUAUUUGAACUAUUUGUGUGGUCAUGGCUACACCAGUUCCCAGCUUAAGCUCUUCACCGAUAAGCCUUAUACUUGUCCAAAGUCGUUCAGUUUAGCAGACUUCAAUUAUCCAACGAUCACAAUUCCUCAGUUGGGCCCUGGACAUUCUGUGAAUGUUUCUCGAACUGUUACUAAUGUUGGAUCCCAAAGCACGUAUGAAGUGCGCAUCAAGGCCCCACCACAAGUUGAAGUUUCGGUUGAGCCUAGUAAGCUGAGGUUCCAGAAAAAGGGUGAGAAAAAGGAGUUCAGAGUUACAUUGAACUGGAAGUCUAAAACUGAAAACACCACUGGUUUCGUCUUCGGGAGGUUGACGUGGACUGAUAAGAAGCACCAUGUUAGGAGUACCAUUGCAGUUAAUGUAACACAAUAA
Messenger RNA from Sphenostylis stenocarpa, 1629 nucleotides. The record is from the annotation of a GenBank genome assembly. NCBI's taxonomy places the organism in Eukaryota, Viridiplantae, Streptophyta, Magnoliopsida, Fabales, Fabaceae.